Thermothielavioides terrestris NRRL 8126 is the source of this 1311-nucleotide messenger RNA. RefSeq lists its product as uncharacterized. Bases 214 to 1038 code for a protein of 274 amino acids. Gene Ontology annotation, molecular function: chromatin insulator sequence binding. Lineage: Eukaryota; Fungi; Ascomycota; Sordariomycetes; Sordariales; Chaetomiaceae. Gene Ontology annotation, cellular component: chromosome. The record is from RefSeq and is a predicted model, not a curated record. The transcript is spliced from 2 exons. Gene Ontology annotation, biological process: regulation of transcription by RNA polymerase II.
GGCGAACAGCCCACGAAUCAGCCUCCACUAACCUCCUGCAACCGAACUACCAGCUCGAAAGAGCAAUUUCCAGCCCACGGUGACGUGGGUUGGGCCCGCACGCAAACGAUGUCCAACCACUUCAGUCACACCCAAACCAGCCCCAUUUGCCCCCGCGUCGAGGGGCCUGAGGAGCUGGUUUGGGUACAAGUUCCCAAGCGCGUUGCCGCUACAAUGGCGACCUUCUCGCCAUCCCCCCGUCUGAGCCCUACCAGUGACCCCUACAGCAGCGCCAGUUCCCCAAGCAGUCAGAGUCCCAACUGCCCUUCGCUCGAUGGGCUGAGCUCGCCAACUAGCUGGCCAGCCACGCCGUGGACCGGCUCGCCGACUUGUUCGUCCCUACCUUACGCUGCCCAUCUCGCAGCAGCCGGAGCGCCGGUCGACGGGCCAGUCGAUUUAAUUUUGGAUGACUUCGACGUCGACGCAGCGCUCCAACUGGAUGCCUACAUCCGGGGCAUCGACCGGUCCACGGUGACGCCCCCGCCCGACAGCACUGCAAUCGUGGACGCCUCUGCCGCCGGCGCUUAUGUGGAUACCGACCGGUUGUCAGAACUCAACUUUGAAUACCUUCUCAACCUUUCGGGCCCCUUUACCCCGCCAAACACGACAAGCGCCGCGAGCCCCGUCUACGGCACGCUGGGCUUCAACGAGAGCAUCACCCCUCCGCGUGAGCUGUUGACCCCAGACUCGUUGCCUGCGACAGGCACAACCAGCCCCGCCCUCCUCUACUGCCCCGUUGCCUCGUGUGGAAAGUAUUUUUCCAACACAUCUGCUCUCAGGAGACACGAGCGAACCCAUCGCGACGACUACCGCUGCCCAGUCGCGCACUGCGGCAAGGGCCACGCCGACCAGCGCCACCUGAACCGCCACCUCUGGGCCAAGCACCGCGAGUAUGCGGCGCGCCACCGCGUCCCCUCCGAGAACGCCCGUUGCCAGUUCUGCGACUAUAUGGGGCGUGGGGAUAAUCUCAAGAGGCAUAUGGCUAGGCAUGUUCGGUAACGUGGGUUAGGGCCGGGGUGGGACGGGGAAAGGGGGUAUCUAAGCUAAAGGGGGAGUGGUGAGAGGGCUCUGAUGGGGACACACUCCCGCGACUUUUUGACGAUUUUGUCUCAUGUCUAAUUAUCUGUCUGGACAUUUGGCUUGGUACGGCGUUUUGGAUACCACUUUUGCAGCGGCCUUGUUAGCUAGCUGUUUUGGUUUCAGCUCAAAAGUAAAUUUGUCUUGAGUUAGCAUAGAAUUAACCACUCAAAAUUAUCUUUUGGCGUUCCCACC